Rubroshorea leprosula is the source of this 779-nucleotide messenger RNA. Lineage: Eukaryota; Viridiplantae; Streptophyta; Magnoliopsida; Malvales; Dipterocarpaceae. The record is from the annotation of a GenBank genome assembly.
AACCAAAAAAAUCUAAUUUCAAUCUCAGCCGACCUCUUGCCUCUCUCUCUCCACUUGUUGCCUUUUUGUUUCUUCUCUUCUUCAAUUUCUAAUCUCCACCUUGCUCUCUAUCUCCUUUCUUCUCUAUUAGUGUUGAUUCUUAACUCCCGAUCAACACAUGAUCACUGUGCGUAGAGAUGGAGUUUGUGCUUGUUAACUGGAGUUGGUGCUUGGUGGGGACUCUAGGAGGACUUGCAACCCUUGUGGAGGGUGAGGUGGAGGUGGUGGAGCAUGGAGCUGCUGCUCCAUUGGCUGCUGCGGCAGUUUGAGAAUUGUUUGCCUCCACCGGUUUGACUUUGAAAUACACCUUCAGCUGCCAGUUGAUGAAAACCAAACAGUUGUCAGGGGUGGAUUUUAAGAUCAAGCUGCUAACAGUAGGUGGGAAGAAAUUGAAGUUCACAAUUUGGGAUACAGGUGCGUAGAGAUGAAGUUUGUGCUUGCUUAUGAUCUUUCAUGCGUUUCAAUUCCAAAUUUAUCAUUUUAUAGUUCCAAUUUGUCUUAGUAGCCUAUUACUUCAUGUGUGGUCCUUAGUUCAAAACUUUUGAAAGAUGCAAGAGAGGGGAAUACGUCCAGUAUGAAAAGUUGAACUGUUUUAUUGGAGUCAAUCAUCCAUUUACUUUAGAUUUUUCAAAUUGUGAAAGGAGCAUGCUUCUCCGAUCUGUUUUUACCUUUGGCCUUUCUCGUAAUAGUCUUGCUUCCGCAGUUUUAUGUUGGCAUGGGAAUAAGUGAUGCCUGAAAUC